This is a messenger RNA of Medicago truncatula (barrel medic), 1713 nucleotides long. Its product is annotated as 2-alkenal reductase (NADP(+)-dependent). The record is from RefSeq and is a predicted model, not a curated record. The transcript has 6 exons. Gene Ontology annotation, molecular function: 2-alkenal reductase [NAD(P)H] activity. NCBI's taxonomy places the organism in Eukaryota, Viridiplantae, Streptophyta, Magnoliopsida, Fabales, Fabaceae. The coding region runs from base 550 to 1602 and encodes 350 amino acids.
UUGUUUAACCAAGAAUCAAAUUAUAUUCUCAUGAAUAAUUUGUCUUUCGUUGAAGUUUAUUGAGCACGAACAUAGACACCAACACGUAAACAUUGAUGAAAUUUUGAAAAAAAAAACAUUUUAUUGUAAUUACAAAUGUGGAUGUCGUGUCGAUGUUAGACACCACCGAAGUUAAAGUUUAUUAAGCACUUGAACACAAUUUGUUAUUUCAAUAUAAAAUAUGUUAUUAUUUUCUAGACAAAUUAAAAUUUCCUAGUUAGGUUAUGUUUAAAAAGAAAUUCCAAAUUCAAGAAGGUUGCCCAAAAAAAAAGCUCCUCAAAAAAGUUGCAUGCAUGGCUAUAUAUUAAUGUUCUGCCGGAUCUAAAAAUAGAUCUUCCAUACUCUAUUUUUUCCUCGUCAUUUCCGCAUCUAAUUUGACAAAUGAUAAGCAUAAGCCACAUGCAAUUUCAUACGUGAGAAUCAAACACUACAUGUUGGUGACAUUGCAUGGGAAGUACGUAAAACUAUAAUUAUCUGCUAGAAAGAAGAAGACGAAAGAAGAGAAAAAUCAUGGAAAAUAUGGUAGAAAGCAGAGAAUGGUACUUAGCUGAAUAUUGUCCUGAAGGUGUUCCGACCUCAGAUCAUCUUAAACUCCGGACUGUUUCUCGUUCUCUUGCCGACGAUUCAAUCCCUGAUAACCAUCUAGCCGUCGAAACUCUCCUUCUCUCCGUUGAUCCUUAUCUUCGCAGAACAAUCACCGGCACCAUCGAUGGCCUUUAUAUGCCACAACAUGAGAUUAAUCAGGUGCUUAAAAGAGUAUUUGCAAUUGUAAGAGUAAUUCGAUCAAAGGAUAGUAAAUACACUGAAGGAGAUAUCCUUUUGAAUGGGAAUGGUUACGUUGCUGAGUAUAGUAUUGUACCCUCUUCUGACAUAAUGAGGAAAAUUGAUCCUGCUAAUGGGAUUUCACUGUCAGAUUAUCUUGGUACUUUAGGAGUAGCGGGGUUUGCAGCAUGGUUGGGAAUAGAGGUAAUAGGAGAUCCAAAACCAGGAUCACAUGUAUUCAUAUCUGCUGCAUCUGGUGCUGUAGGUAUGAGUGCUGGCCAGCUUGCUAAGAUCCGAGGAUGUCGGGUCAUCGGAAGCACGGGCUCCGAUGAUAAGGUCAACCUCAUUAAAGAGGAAUUUGGAUAUGACGACGGUUUCAACUAUAAUGCGGAAUCAGAUUUUGACGCCGCUUUAAGCAAGUAUUUUCCUGAUGGUAUUGAUGUUUACCUUGACAAUGUUGGUGGUAAAAUGCUUGAAGCUGUACUUAACCAUGUCAACAAGUAUGCUAGAAUACCUCUUUGUGGAAUGAUAUCUCAAUAUAAUCAGGUUUGGACAGAAAGAGAAGGCAUUAGGAAUCUUCUGAAUAUGGUGGGAAAGGAAGUAAGGAUGGAGGGUUUUAUGCUAGAUUCAUAUUGGGAUCGUUUUGGAGAUUUUGCCAAAGAUAUGGAAAUAUACUUACAAGAAGGCAAGAUUAAGUCAAAGAAUAAAAUAAAUAUCGGAAUUGAUUGCUUUUUGGAGAGCUUGAAUUCCUUAUUCUCUAGCUCCAACAUUGGAAAAGUUGUUGUUCAAGUUAAGGCCUAGUGUCCAAAUACUGUAUAUAUGCUUGAUCAUUUUGUUUGUAUUAUUUUCUCUCAAGACUAGAGAUGUUACAAUUUUCAUUUGAAUGUAAUAUUCAACAUUAUUAUGGGUUUA